Molecule: messenger RNA, 1188 nt
Organism: Encephalitozoon romaleae SJ-2008
Lineage: Eukaryota; Fungi; Microsporidia; Unikaryonidae
Product: transcription initiation factor TFIIIB subunit Brf1
Exons: 1
Coding region: 1-1188 (395 amino acids)
Biological process (GO): DNA-templated transcription initiation; transcription by RNA polymerase III; transcription preinitiation complex assembly
Cellular component (GO): transcription factor TFIIIB complex; nucleus; transcription preinitiation complex
Molecular function (GO): TBP-class protein binding; RNA polymerase III general transcription initiation factor activity; RNA polymerase III type 3 promoter sequence-specific DNA binding
Source: RefSeq, a predicted model, not a curated record
AUGGGUAUAUGUUCCAACUGUUCUUCGGGAGACUUCGCAGAAGACACGGCGCAAGGGGCAGUCUAUUGCACGACAUGUGGGAUGGUACAAGAGGAGAAUGCCAUAGUUGCAUCACUAAACUUCAAUACUGAGGGCCCCAAGGCUACUCUUAAUGGACAGAUUGUUGGUAUUGAUUCUAGGAAUGUUGGGACUGGGUUUGUUGACUCGAGUUAUUACAUCAAGAACACUAUAAGUGGGAUAUGUGCAUCGCUUGGGCUUGGGAUUGACCAUGUCGAGUGUUCCUUCAGAUGGUAUAAGCUUCUUCUUCAGUAUAACCUUAGCAAGGGGAAGUCUAUUUUGUAUACUCUAAGUGCCUGUAUUUACAUUGUCUGCAGACAGGAGAAGACACCCCAUAUGCUGAUGGACUUUUCAAAUGCAUUGCAUAUUGACGUGUUUAAGAUAGGUAAAAGCUUUUUGAAGAUAACAACCAUGCUUGGAAUUGACAUUCCUUUGAUUGACCCAUCCUUGUACAUGCCUCGUUUUGUUUCUCGGUUGAGAUUCGAGAGUAGCGAGGUACUAGGGCUUUCUCUAAGAUUAAUAAGCAGGAUGAAGAGGGAUUGGAUUGUUGUUGGAAGAAGGCCAAACAACCUGUGUGGAGCAGCCCUUCUGAUUGCCUCCAGAAUAGUUGGAGAGGAGAGAAGCAUAUAUGAGAUAGCAAAGAUAGUCCAUGUUUCUGUAAGCACCAUAAACAAGAGGCUGAAGGAGAUAGGGGACACUGAGAGUGCGAACCUUAGUAUUGAAGAGUUUAAUGCAACAUGGAUAGACAAAGAGGAGGACCCACCCUCUGUUAAGCUAAGGAGGAUGGAGAUGGCAAAGAAACAAGAAUGUGAAUCUGGAAGUACUGAGACAGUUCCAUAUUCCACUCCCCAGAGCAGUAUUGACAGUGACAUCCUUUCUGAUUCUGAAGAGAUUGAAAGAAACAUCCUUUCUCCUGAAGAGACUAAGAGGAGAGAAAUUGUCUGGGAAGAAAUGUAUGGAGAAUUUAUGAGAGAGAGGGAGAAGAGAGUGAAGAGUAGUGUGAAGAAAGGGAAAAGAAGAAGAAGAAAUGAGGAGUUUGGGUCCAUUGUUGAAGCAUUUAGGAGUUUGGAUAGGAAGAUUUCCGGAAAGUUGAAUUACCAAGCGAUUGAGAGCAUUUUUGAUAAGCUGUAA